Messenger RNA from Amaranthus tricolor (Joseph's coat), 1629 nucleotides. RefSeq lists its product as uncharacterized. Lineage: Eukaryota; Viridiplantae; Streptophyta; Magnoliopsida; Caryophyllales; Amaranthaceae. Bases 1 to 1629 code for a protein of 542 amino acids. The transcript is spliced from 2 exons. The record is from RefSeq and is a predicted model, not a curated record.
AUGCUAGCACGAAACCUCACUGCUGCGUUUUCCGAACAGCUCCGCGCCGUCAUGAAUAACAAUAAUCCUGCUCCACAACAAGUAUUGGAUGAUAUGGCAGAUCAAAUAAAAAAUCUGCGGGAACGGAUCGAGCCCCCUAACGAGACACCCAAAUCCCGCGAAUCUCAGGAUGGGAACUCGGAGAUGUCACGUUCCAGCAAGAGAAACAAGAGGCGACGGGAGAGACCAAGGACUCACGCAAGCCUCGGCAGAAGUGAUCCUAGAGACAGAGAGUCUAAAACCGCCUCUCAAGAUGCCCGUACUUAUUUAGAAAGCAAAAAGCAUAAGGCAUCCGAAAGCAUCCAGUCGCUGGUGGAUCGACGAAGGGAAGAGAGGAAGAGGGCGCAGCUGGUAGGAUCUAGCCAUCCAGCGAGUCCUGUAACCAUGCCGCGGAACGAAGUUGAGGUCAAAAUCCUCCCUGGAGAUCCUACACCGAUAAUCUCUCCAAUGGCUCCUGAAAUACUAAACAUUCCCAACCCGGGGAAAAUAAAAAUCCCAAAUAUGGCAGCGUUUGACGGAACGUCAUGCCCCGAAGAACACUUGAUGGCGUACAAGAACUUGAUGGUGCUGCACACUACCAAUCCUUCCUUGUGGUGUAAAUUCUUCCCAACUACUCUUACGGGAGCAGCCUUAACGUGGUACACCUCCCUUCCACAAGGAAGUAUCCACAAUUUUGCCCAACUAAAAGGCAAAUUUCUGGGCCACUUUAUAGCCUCAAGAAGGCAGGAGAAAUCAAACUUCCACCUACUAAGUGUCACUCAAUUGGAAGGAGAAUCCAUAUCCUUCUAUCUGAAGAAAUUCCAUGAGGCGAUGCUAGAGGUGACGGAUUUAGAGGAAUCAGUCGCCUUAAACGCCCUUAUCAAUGGAAUGAAGGCUCAAAGGCUCAAGUUCCAGUUGGUGGAAAGCCAGGCACAUGACCCCAAGAGGCGAAAGUCUGACAAGAAAGACGUCGCAACUCCCCACCAAUCCUCGAGGAACAGAGAAGAGCACCAGCCCAGGAGGGAAAGAAAUCACACGCCGCGUCGUCCCGCACCCCCUUCAGAUAUGGGACCCCCGCGUUCCCAUCACAUUUAUACCGCGGCAGGGGAAUCCAGAACACGCAAUUUGUUAGACGGAGGAAACGACCCGAUGUUUAAUCGAAACAGAAGGGAUAUUUUCUUUGCCGUUCCCGACAAGUUGCCAACUCCACCUCCCACUACCACUCCUUCCAACAGGCGCAAUUACAAUUUGUGGUGUGACUACCACAAAGAGCACAGCCAUACCCUCGCCCAAUGUCGCGAACUCAAGCGUAUCUUGUAUCAGCUGGCCGAUGAAGGAAAGCUUUCCAGGUUCCUCAACAAGAGGGACUAUGACACGGGAGGAGGAGCAAACAGAAGGCAGUGGAAUCAAAGACGCGGAUCCCCCAAGAGGGAAGAGGCAAGGCGCGAAGGUUCCCAUACACAAGGGACCAUCAACAUGAUUUUUGGAGGAUAUACCGAGGAAUAUCCUACCGUCCGCGCCGCGAAAGACAGUGUCCAUACUCUGCUGAAAAGACCGACAACGACCGUGACCAGCGGGCCGGUCAUGAAAUUUGAUGCCACGACCUCUUAA